GAAAACAGAAAAUGCUAAAAUAACUCCUCAACAAAACUGUCGUGUCACAUUAAAAACUUUCAAGUACAACCACUUUCUCUGCAUAUAUUCCCAAAAUUCAACACGUUUUCUUCUUCUUCUGCAGACCUAUCAAAUGGAAGCGGGAUCAUCGCCAUCCGCCGCCGCCGGCGGAGGACCGGCACCGUUCUUGAUAAAGACAUAUGACAUGGUGGAUGAUUCAUCGACUGACGAGAUUGUGUCUUGGAGUUCGAACAAAAACAGCUUUGUCGUAUGGAACCCUCCAGAAUUCGCCAGAUUGUUGCUUCCUACCUUUUUCAAGCACAAUAAUUUCUCUAGCUUUAUCAGACAAUUAAAUACCUAUGGAUUUAGAAAGAUUGAUCCUGAGAAAUGGGAAUUUGCCAAUGAAGAUUUUUUGAGAGAUCAAAAGCAUCUGCUUAAGAACAUCCACAGAAGAAAACCAAUCCACAGUCACAGCAACCCUCAAGGUUCUUUAGUGGAUCAAGAAAGAGCAGCAUAUGAGGAAGAAAUAGACAAGCUAUCACGUGAUAAAGCCAAACUCGAGGCAAGUAUUCUAGGGUUUUCACAGCAGCGGUCAUCUGCAAAGCUUCAUGUGGAAGAUCUAACACAGAGGAUAGAUACUAUGCAGCAGAGGCAGAAAAAGUUGCUGUCGUUCUUAGAGAAGGCUGUUCAAAACCCUGCUUUUGUUGAACAUCUUGCUUGUAAGAUUGAAUCUAUGGAUUUUUCAGCAUAUAGCAAGAAGAGACGACUGCCUCAAGUUGAUCACUCAAUGCCAACUGCAGAAAAUAGUUUUGUCGAAAAUCACUGUAGUUCUAGGCCUGAGUCUAAUGUCAUCCAUCAAGAUUUCUCAAAUAAGUUGAGGCUGGAAUUAUCACCAGCUGUUUCAGAUAUUAAUUUGAUUUCACGUAGUACGCAGAGCUCCAAUGAAGACAGGGGAAGCCCACAAAGGAAAAUAUCUGAAGGGAAUCCAAAAGAUGGACCUACUAGGACAUCAGGUUUACUAUUGGCACCUGAAACAUUGGAACUUUCGGAUACUGGGACAUCGUAUACAUUUAAAGUGAAUCCUGCUGUCCCAAGAGACUUACCAGCAAGUGGGAGCCAAGCACAACAUUCACUUCAGGCGAAUUUGACUUCCAAUGAAGAAGUUGAUGGCCUUAUUUCCUGUCAAUUGAACCUAACCCUGGCAUCUUCUGCAUUGCAAGUCAACAAAAAUCCUUAUUUAGCUAGGAUGCCUCCACUACGUCAGGAAAUUGUCAAAUCUCCAGAAUCAAGGUUUAACGAGAGUAACAAAGAUUCUGACAUGCGAGUUAUUCAGAACAUGAAUCUGGGUAACGAGGGCACAACUUUAUCCUCCUCCCAGGAGAUCCCAAAUAACAAUCAAGUGCCUGCAUCAGCUCCAGCUAGAGUCAAUGAUGGUUUCUGGGAACAGUUCCUAACUGAAAGACCGGGCUCUUCUGAAAAUGAAGAGGCAAGUUGUAAUUACCGAGCAAACUCUUAUGAUGAGCAGGAUGAAAGAAGGUUAGGUUUCGGAGUGCCAAGAAAUGCUAAAAACAUGGAGCAGCUCUCUCUAUGAGCAUCACAAUUGUCUUAAAGCUUAGCGAGAGGUGUGCGGAGGUUUCUCCUGGUACCUUCUGUAGUUUCAAAAAUUUACAAUUGGUAACAUCUAGAAUAUAACUUGACAUGAAACUAUCUAUUUGGUUUAAAUAAUAUAAUGUUGACAUGCCACUAGUAA
Molecule: messenger RNA, 1750 nt
Organism: Populus nigra (black poplar)
Lineage: Eukaryota; Viridiplantae; Streptophyta; Magnoliopsida; Malpighiales; Salicaceae
Product: heat stress transcription factor A-5-like
Exons: 2
Coding region: 134-1591 (485 amino acids)
Biological process (GO): regulation of transcription by RNA polymerase II
Cellular component (GO): nucleus
Molecular function (GO): DNA-binding transcription factor activity; RNA polymerase II cis-regulatory region sequence-specific DNA binding
Source: RefSeq, a predicted model, not a curated record